AUGCCCCGAAAACGUUCGCAGCCCAGCUCAAAGAUUAAAACUGCCGUCGGCGGGUCCGUAAGGCCCAAAGAUGGCACCCGGACUCAACCCAAGAAAUCUAGUCCAUCUUCGCUCACUGUUGCUGUGUUGGCCGCCAUAAUUGCGGUAGGCGCUGCGUUGAUAUAUGCAGCCCGGAUCCAGCUGACUGCGGAUGUGAGCAGGCGAGAAGCAAUCAAAGAUGCCAUGAAGUAUGCCUGGGGAGAAUACGAGAAGUAUGCAUUGGGGGAUGAUAACUACCAUCCUAUAAGCAAGCAUGGCUCAAACUUGACCUCAGCAGGCGGUAUUGGAUAUACGAUGGUCGACGCUUUGGAUUCUCUUAUGAUAAUGGGGUUGGACGAUGAAGUAGCUCGGGUUAGGGAUUGGAUCCAAAAGGACUUAUCAUUUGACCGGGACGCUAGUUUCAAUACUUUCGAGGUAACCAUUAGGGUCCUAGGAGGACUUCUCUCAGCAUACUAUAUCUCUUCGAUAGUCCCGAGUUCUUCCUCUGCUGGGGAAUUCGACGAUCUUUAUCUUCAGAAAGCAGUCGAUCUUGGAGACCGGUUGUUGGGUGCUUUUAAGUCGCCCAUAAAUCUUCCGUAUCCUUCCAUCAACCUUGCAACGUAUGAAGGGAUCCCAGACAAAGACAAUGGUAUACUUGUCUCCACCGCAGAGAUAGCAACUUUGCAAGUGGAGUUGAAAUACCUGAGCCACCUGACGGGCGACGACAAAUACUGGCAUGCCGCAGAGCAUGUUAUGAAAGUCAUCAAAAAUUCCUCAGAACAACUCGAGAGUGGCCUAGUGUCUGUAUUUUUGAGGUCUGAUAAUGGGCAGUUUAUUCCAUCAGAUAUUCGCCUUGGUUCUCGUGGCGACUCUUACUACGAGUACCUACUUCCACGAAAGCAAUAUGUUUUUAAUUCUAUUUCUCAGUCCGAACCAGUGUAUCGUCAGAUGUAUGACAAGGCUGUAGAGAGCAUGAACAAGUACCUUAUUACCCAGUCCCCCACGGACAAGAUCAUGCAUACAACUGAAAUAAUACCUCAACGAGGUGGACGUGAUGGCCGUUCGUUGACAUGGCGUCAGAUUCCGAAGCAAGAUCACCUUGUCUGCUUCAUUGGCGGUCUCUUCCUCCUCGGAGCAACAGAAGGAAAAGGACCUGUUCCGCCAGAUGUCAUGUCGUUUAGCGAAAGUGAGCUUCGAGAUUGGAAGAAUGGCGUAGGCAUGAUAAAAGGAUGCAUGGAAACACACCAAACCUUGACUGGAUUGUCUCCUGAGAUAGCGCACUUCCGUACGGACAACGACCCUAAGGUAGUUCAAAAUGACGCCGCACCUCGUGAUUGGUACAUCAAAGGGGCCGGGAGCCACGAUUCCUACGAUGCUCGCUACAUGCUCAGGCCGGAAACAGUCGAGUCCCUCUUCAUUGCUCAUCGCCUGACUGGUCAUCCGAAAUAUCGCGAAUGGGGCUGGGAGAUAUUUCAAGCAAUCGAGAAACACGCCAAGCUACCUGAAGGUGGCUACGCAACGGUGCUGAAUGUCGAUCGACUGCCGGUUAAACAUGACGAUCGGAUGGAAACAUUCUUCUUAAGCGAAACACUGAAAUAUUUGUAUCUGCUUUUCGAUGAUCAUGAACGAUUCUCACCACGAGACGUGGUGUUCAACACCGAGGCACACAUUUUUCCAAAAUUCGAUUCAACAAUCGAAACAGGCUUUGAUUAG
Molecule: messenger RNA, 1731 nt
Organism: Cantharellus anzutake
Lineage: Eukaryota; Fungi; Basidiomycota; Agaricomycetes; Cantharellales; Hydnaceae
Exons: 16
Coding region: 1-1731 (576 amino acids)
Biological process (GO): N-glycan processing; carbohydrate metabolic process
Cellular component (GO): endoplasmic reticulum; membrane
Molecular function (GO): mannosyl-oligosaccharide 1,2-alpha-mannosidase activity; calcium ion binding
Source: RefSeq, a predicted model, not a curated record